GUUUACUAAAGUCGAUGGAACAUGCACAACAACACCAACAACUACAGCAACUGCAAGAACAGCAACACCGCUCUAGCCAACAAAAAGGGCAUAUGUCACAUGAACAAGUGAAACGAUUUCCCUUUGACACACUCAACUCUGGCAGCGCCGAUGUCGGUAUCGAAAACAUGCAACUAUCCGAAAUGUCGCCGGUCGAUUUCGCGCGCGUCGAACGUGAGCUCUUCCUACAGAGCGCCAUUGACGAGACCUCACUGGGCGCCGCCGACGAUGUGGAGCUGCCGUUGGAGCCGCUUAGCAUGGAGCAGCAUGCCGAUUUAAUGGAGCAUGCAAUCGAUUACAAGCAACAACACCAGCCGACAGCCAUGUGGUUGCAACAGCAUGGCAGCAGUGGCGGUGAAGGCAAAAAGACCGGCAGCGUCUUCUUAAAAUUCCAUCAUCCACAUCAGCAGCAGCAGCACCAACAGCAGAAACACCAGCAGCAGCAUCAUCUGAGUGGCGACACCGCCAAUUCGGUUACACUCGCCCCGCCGCCAAUGCCUGUAGCGUCGCCACUGCGCCAUUGUGCUUUGGAAGUCUGCACCAAACUGAGAGGUGUUUGCCAGCCAAUGCCUACCAUCGGCACUGCUUGUGUGGCUGGGGACAACAUAGAGGUCUUCCAUCAGGAUUGCAUGUAAAGUGGCCGCUGAGUGGAGCAGUUUACAACGAUUACAGCUGUUUUGCUGUUCCUCCUUGCAUUUGCCCUCAGUUAUUGAGACCCCGUUUGAUUACAUACCCUCUAC
Messenger RNA from Bactrocera latifrons, 779 nucleotides. RefSeq names its product ell-associated factor Eaf-like. Bases 15 to 674 code for a protein of 219 amino acids. Lineage: Eukaryota; Metazoa; Arthropoda; Insecta; Diptera; Tephritidae. The record is from RefSeq and is a predicted model, not a curated record. The transcript has a single exon.